This is a messenger RNA of Tilletiopsis washingtonensis, 3559 nucleotides long. Its product is annotated as ARM repeat-containing protein. The record is from RefSeq and is a predicted model, not a curated record. Lineage: Eukaryota; Fungi; Basidiomycota; Exobasidiomycetes; Entylomatales. Gene Ontology annotation, cellular component: nucleus; cytoplasm. The coding region runs from base 154 to 3390 and encodes 1078 amino acids. The transcript has 9 exons. Gene Ontology annotation, molecular function: small GTPase binding; nuclear import signal receptor activity. Gene Ontology annotation, biological process: protein import into nucleus.
UCCCUCAUCCCGGCGGCCGCACUCCCUCCUCCACCGCAUCGGCCUACAUUCCACCCUGUCCACACCUCCACGACCCACCUCACGACCCUUCUCUGACUGGCUGAACGCACCCACCUCCCGCCUCCCGUCUCGCCCACGCAGCGCUCGCCCGUCAUGGACCCCGCAUACGUGCAGCAGCUGCACACGCUGCUCCAGCAGAGCAAUGUCCCCGACACGGCCACCGUCAAGGCUGCCACGGCGCAGCUGGCGGCCAUGUUCAAGAACCCGGCCUGCGUGCCGGCCCUCUUUGAGAUCCUCGCCUCGUCGCCCGACCUCGCCGUGCGCCAGCUGGCGGCCGUCGAGAUGCGCAAGCGCCUCAGCAAGAGCGGCGGCAAGGUGUGGCUCAAGCAGGCCGUCGAUGUGCGGGCGGGCAUCAAGGCGCGCCUGCUCGAGAUCAUCGCCAAGGAGGACAGCACACUGGUGCGCAACGCCAUCUCGCGCGUCAUCUCGGAGAUUGCCAAGAAGGAGCUGCUGGCCGGCACAUGGCCGGAGCUGCUGCCGUUCCUCUUCGGCGCCGCAGACUCGCCGACGGCGUCGCACCGCCAAGUCUCGAUCUUCGUCUUCUUUACCGUGCUCGAGACGUUUGUCGACGGCGGCGAGAAGCUCGAGGCCUACCUGCCGCAGAUCCUCGCCGUGUUCGCAAAGAGCCUGCAGGACCCAGAGAGCAUCGAGGUGCGCAUCACCACGGUUCGCGCGCUCGGCAAGGUCGCCGAGAACCUCGAGUCGGACGCGGGACAGGACCUGACGACGAUGCAGCAAGCCAUCCCUCAGAUGGUGCGCGUGCUGCACGACUGUCUCGAGCAGUCGCACACCGAGGGCGUGCGGCAGGUGCUCGACGUCUUCGAGUCGCUCUGCAUGCUCGAGUCGCCCGUCAUCAGCAACUCGGUGCCCGACCUCAUCGAGUUUUUCCUCACCAACGGCGCCAACACGGAGCACGAGGAGUCGCUUCGCAUCAUGUGCUUCAACUCGCUCAUCUGGACAUGCCAGUACAAGCGCAGCAAGGUGCAGGCUCUCGGUCUCGCCAAGCCGAUGAUCGAGCGUCUGAUGCCCGUCGUCACGGAGGAGGACCCCGACGAGCCGGACGAGGACUCGCCGUCUCGACUGGCGCUGCGCGUCAUCGACGGCCUGGCCACCGAGCUGCCGCCGAACCACGUCUUCCCGCCGCUGCUCGAGCAGAUGCAGGCGUACAUGGGCCACGCCAGCCCACAUCACCGCAAGGCCGCGCUCAUGGCCUUUGGCGUCAGCGUCGAGGGGUGCAGCGAGUACAUUCGGCCACACAUGGAGCAGCUGUGGCCGUUCAUCGAGGCCGGUCUGCGGGACGGCGAUGUGAUUGUGCGCAAGGCGGCCUGCAUCUCCCUCGGAUGCCUCUGCGAGAGUCUCGACGACGAGUGUGCCAAGCGGCACGCCGUGCUGCUGCCGCUCAUCAUGGAGCUCGUCAACCAGUCCGAGACGCAGGGACAGGCCUGCACCGCCCUCGACUCGCUCCUCGAGGUGAUGGGCGACGACAUCAGCCAGUACCUGCCCGCCAUCAUGGAGCGUCUUGCCGGUCUGCUCGACUCGGCCCCCAUUGCCGUCAAGGCCACGGUGACGGGCGCCAUCGGCUCGGCGGCACACGCCUCCAAGGCCGGCUUUACGCCGUACUUCCAGCAGACGAUGCAGCGCAUGACGCCGCAUCUGCUGCUCAGCGAGGAGGGCGACGAGAUGGACCUGCGCGGCAUCACCACCGACACGAUUGGCACGUUUGCCGAGGCCGUGGGCAAGGAGGCCUUCCGGCCGUACUUUGCCGAGCUGAUGAAGCACUCGUUCCAGAGCAUGACGCUCGAGUCGCCGCGGCUCCGCGAGUGCGCCUUCAUCUUCUUUGCCGUCAUGGCGCGCGUCUUUGGCGAGGAGUUUGCGCCGUACCUCGAGCACGUCGUGCCUGCGCUGCUGGCGUCGUUCAAGCAGGCCGAGCACGACCCCGUGCCUGGCGCGGCGGGCGACGGCACCGUCUCGGGCGCCGGCGUCGGCACGUCGGCAGAGGGCGACUUUGUCACGACGGAUGAUGGCGACGACGAGUACAUCGACCUCGAGGAACUCAACGACUCCUUCCUCAACGUCAACUCUGCCAUUGCCGUCGAGAAGGAGGUGGCCGCCGACUCGCUGGGCGAGAUUUUCGUCUACACCAAGGCGGCCUUCCUGCCGUACCUCUCGGCCUCGAUUGAGGAGAUGACCAACCUGCUCGAGCACUUCUACCAGGGCAUCCGCAAGAGUGCCGUCUCGAGUCUCUUUGCCGCCAUCAACACGCUCAACGAGCUCAGCGCGCCGCAAGACUGGCAGCCCGGACUCAACGUCGAGGUGCCGCUCAACGCAGACGUGCAGCAGCUCGUCGACGCCGUCAUUCCGCAGAUUCUCAGCGCCUGGGCCGACGAGGAUGACCGGACCACGGCCAUCGAGUUCUGCCACUCGCUCUCCGAGUGCCUCAACAAGAACGGCCCGGGCAUCAUCGCCAAGCACGCAGACCAAGUAUGCAACUACGCCGCCGAGAUUCUCGACCAAAAAUCGAUGGCCCAGAUCGACACGGAGUCGCCCGAGGAGUCGGGCGUCGAGGACAUUUCCGAGUACGAGUCGGUGCUCAUCGGCGCGGCAAUGGAUCUGGUCGGCGCCAUGGCGGCCGUCUUUGGCGGCGACUUUGUCGACCCGCUCGGCGCGCUGCUGCCCAAGAUCACAAAGUACUACUCGCCCGCACGCAGCUCGACGGAUCGCGGAGCGGCCAUGGGCAGCCUGGGCGAGAUCAUCGUCGGCAUGAAGCAGGCCAUCACGCCGCUGACGGGCGAGCUCCUCACGACGCUCUCUCGCGCGCUGCAAGACGAGGAGGCCGCCGUGCGUUCCAACGCCGCCUUUGCCUCGGGCUGUCUCAUCGAGUACACGCAAACGGACCUCUCCGAGCACUUUCCCGCGCUGCUCAACGCCAUCCGGCCCAUGUUCACGCCUGCCGCCGCCGACGAGCGCGAGGAGAUCAGCAAUGCGCGCGACAACGCCUGCGGCUGUCUCUCGCGCAUGAUUUUGCGCAAGCAAGACGCCGUGCCGCUCGAGCAGGCGCUGCCCAUUCUGCUCUCCUCCAUGCCCCUCAAGCGCGACUUUGCCGAGUGGACGCCCGUGCUGCAGUGCUUCAUGACGCUCCUGCAGGCCAACGACGGCGCGGCAAUGACGCACGUCGAUGCCAUUCUCCAGCUCUUCGCCCACGUCCUCGCCGAUGCAGACGAGCCGCUGGACGCAAAGACGCGCGGCCAGCUCGUCGGCUUCGUCUCGAGCCUCAAUGCGCAGGCGCCCGAGAAGAUUCAGGCGGCGGGAUUGCAACCAUACCUGGUCUGAGGCGGGCCCAGCGGGCCUCGCCGACGUCGCUUCUCUCUCUCUCUCCGUCACCCUCCUUGUGCUUCCAUCGCGACCCCCUAGACACACGCUCUCUCUCUCUCUGAUCCACCCCGAGCUCUCUACCUAUUCGUCCCUUGCCGUGGCCUAAAACAUCCUUUGAGUAUCCCCU